AUGUCGCCGCAGCUUGAGGAGGUCGUGCAACUCCUCAACGACUUUCCGGACGAGCAGACGGCCCUCGCGCAAGCUAUGCGCGUCGAAGGCUCGCUGCCUGGACCAGAAGACGGCAUCUGGGCGACUUCAACGCAGCAGAAGCUGCUGUCGGAAAGCCUUGAGCGACUCACCUUGCUUGCUACGCCGCCAGCGUACUUGGGAGACGACGACGAGGACCUCGACGCCGCAGCUACGUUGGCGAAAGAGCGCUUCUUGCGAAACGUCCGGUCACUCUCGCAACUCGCACAAUCGCUAUCGAGGCGUCUCACGCAACCCUCGGAACCGGUGGCACGAGAUGAGCUGGACUUGCGGGUAAGGCUCAUUCUGUCCUUCGGACGCUUUACGGGACAGUCAGAAGUCGCCGAGGAAGCAUCUUCUGCCGCGCUCUGCGAUGGACUCCUUUCCCGCCCAUACUUCAUCCGUCUACCACUGCUUCGGCACAUCCUCUCCGUCUCGCUUCCUCCCUUCUUCAAGCCUCACCCGAACCUCAACCCGUCGACCGGACGUGUCUUGUCUCGACCGCUUGGCGGAGACAGCGGGAUCCAGCACUGGUACGAGGAGAGCGAGGACGACGCGACAAGCUGGCGGCGGCAGCCUGGACUCGGCGCGGUUGUCGAGCUAGUCAUCAACGCUCUCCAGCCUGGCGAGAUCGAGGAUCUCUGGCCGCUUCUCCUCCCGCCCUUGCUCGCCUACCUCGACGACUACGACGCGAAAAACAAGCUUGUCGGCCUCUCGCUCCUGGACGCCCUGCUCGCCAAGGUGGACGCGAGCCUGUUGCGAAGAACGGGCGUCGGCAAGGUCUUCGAGAAGUCUCUUGACCUCUGCUUCUCCUCCCUCUCCGACCCUCUUACACCCACCCUCCUCGAACGCGCCCACCCCGUUGCCCUCAAGCUCCUCAACCUCCAGUACCCGCAUUUCAAUCCCUCUCGACCCGCCGAAAAAGACGACUCAGCCCGCUUCACCGCCCUCUGCUCGCUCCUUGCCUCGUCCAUCAUCAAAGCCUGGGAGUUCAAGGCCGGAAACGUCGAGGUCGAGUCUGUCUCUUGUCGCGCUCUGCCACCUCUGCUCGACGCACUGGGGAGCGGGACGAUCCGCUACCUCCAGAUUUUGGUCCCGCACUUCGCGGACCUGCUGGCGACGACCGCGACAGCCGGCGGCGGAGGGACUUGGACGCUGGAGACGAUCGCGCUUAUGACGGAAGCGAGCAAGGCUCUCCUGAGUGUCAUUGCGAACGGCAAGCUACGCAUCAAGCGAUGGGAGGGAAGGAUCGGAGGAGCGGUCGCGCAGUGCUGGGUUGGGGUGAACGAGAGUCCUGCGGCGAAGAAGCUGCGGUCGGGUACAGCGGGCGCAAAUUCGAUGCAGGAGCUCGAGGAGGGUCUUCAGAAGGUCAUGGCGGUGCUGGGCGAAGCGACUGGAUCGGAGAAGGCUAUCGCUGAGCGUUUAGAGCGCCUCGACCCGUCCUUCGACCGUAUCGUAAGGCCUACUGUGGGACUUGUGCAAUGA
This is a messenger RNA of Rhodotorula toruloides NP11, 1542 nucleotides long. RefSeq names its product protein of unknown function DUF2454. Gene Ontology annotation, cellular component: centrosome; cytosol; nucleoplasm. Bases 1 to 1542 code for a protein of 513 amino acids. The transcript is spliced from 7 exons. NCBI's taxonomy places the organism in Eukaryota, Fungi, Basidiomycota, Microbotryomycetes, Sporidiobolales, Sporidiobolaceae. The record is from RefSeq and is a predicted model, not a curated record.